Ochotona curzoniae (black-lipped pika) is the source of this 7494-nucleotide messenger RNA. RefSeq names its product zinc finger protein 518A (gene ZNF518A). Gene Ontology annotation, molecular function: RNA polymerase II transcription regulatory region sequence-specific DNA binding; DNA-binding transcription factor activity, RNA polymerase II-specific. The record is from RefSeq and is a predicted model, not a curated record. NCBI's taxonomy places the organism in Eukaryota, Metazoa, Chordata, Mammalia, Lagomorpha, Ochotonidae. Gene Ontology annotation, biological process: regulation of transcription by RNA polymerase II. Gene Ontology annotation, cellular component: nucleus. Bases 1559 to 5965 code for a protein of 1468 amino acids. The transcript has 6 exons.
CCUUCUAGACAGAAGCUUCGUUUUUUCAGUAGGCUUUUUCUGCCUUCUGCUGCCUUUUUGUUUAUGUUUUACUCACCAGUCAUUAACUGACAUAACUGUUUGGCACUUAAUUAUUUUUGCUCAAGGAAUGCAGUUGUUAGGAAGAUGAUAUUUUAUAUUUGUGCAGUGUUAUGGCAUGAGCUGUACAGUGUGCAUGCUGAGUUUCAAGUGCGCUAAGCUAAGCCCAGUUUGAGGUCUUCAGAGUCUCAGCAACAGGAAGCGGAAGCACUUGGAUCCCUCCUUGUUUAGGCUGUGGACUGCCUUUUUGCCAGAAAUAGUAAUUUUUGUUUCGCUCGUCUUCCUUGUCUUUGGCGUUUCACUUGUGCAUUUUCUCUGUGUCCAGUGUGUGAUUCCUAACCUGUGUUCCUCUAGACUAAUUGCUACUUCCCUGUUUCCAUGCUUUUAUUGGGAGGCCACUCUAGUCUUUUAGUUUUCUUACCUGUUUUUUCUCUUUUCUCUAAUUUAUCUUGCCUUCUUAUGCCAUUCUAAUGUUAUUUCUGAAAUACUGCUUUUGCAACUUCCUGUCUGUUUAUAAACUAACAGUCUCUCCUGGUUCCCUUUUAUGUGGACUUCAGGUCUGUUCUUACCUUCCCCUUUUUGCAUUUCCCUGUGAUCUGGACUACAGUUCCUUAGGAGGAACAUGCCUUUCUUGCCUUUGAAUCGGUUUGUUCAUUGUGUUUUUUCUGGUCUAGAUUGCCUUUGUUGCUUUUUUACAUGAUUAAGUCCUACUGCUUUUCAAAGGAUCAUCACAAAGCCUGCCUUUCUGUGACGUGAUGGUCAGUAGUGAUCCGUCAGCUUUGUCUUCAGUAGGAGCCUCUGGCUACAAGUUGAAACCCACGUGAGCGCCUUAAGGAUUUCCUGAUAUUCAAAGAAGGAAGUGUACAGCCAGGCUUCAGUGAAGGUUUCUGGGUAGUGACGCUGUCCUCUUGAUCUCAGUCGGAGCUCCUGGACUUGAGAAGGCUGAGGAGUCUUUUUCUGUCGUUUGAUUUGGUGCUAGCAUCUCUCUGUUCUGUCCGACCUCUGGACCAAGUUCAAAGCUGUGGAAUUGUUCCCUUUCUCCCCAUACCUCAACCUGAGCCUUCUGUCGUCCAAAGCCUUCACCCGAUCCCUCCACUCGAUCCUCAUUCAUCUGUUAAGGUCAGUGAAUUUAUGAUUAAAUUAGCCAUUGAUGUGUCAGUGGUAUUAAACCCUCUAAUCAAUGAAAAAGGUGUCUGCCAACUGCCAGGGUUGAACCAGGCCAAAACCAGAAGGCUGGAAUUCCAGGUCUCCCAAGUGGGGUGAGAGGGAACCAAGAUGAGGAAACUGAAGAGAAGUUGAAGCUGUCCCAAUGUAGUUUUGAAGAGCUGGACCUAGAGCUUGCUUUUUUUUUGACUUCCAGAUUAGUGUUAUUUUUCUUCAAACUAUUACUUCUUGGUGAGUUCAUGUGGAAAAUAUCUUCAUGUUUCUGAAUACGGUAUUGUGUCCCAGUUAAAUUAAAACUAACUUGAAGAAUUUUCUGAAAAAGGAAAUUUUUCAAAUCAUGCCAUCUGAUCAGAGACAGUUACUUUUUGAUGAAAAACCAGCUGCUUUUCAAAAGGAUUAUGAUGUGACAAAUGAAAUAGUGGAUACUACCAAAUCAGUACCUAAGCCAAACUUUUCAGAAAAUAAUUCUCAUUUUGGAUUAAAGAAUGUGAAAAUUCAUUUGCCGAGGAUAAAUAUUCCAAAUAAAGUCCUAUUGAAACAUGAUGUUGACAAAUACAGAAAGUUAUUUCCGAGUAAAUCACAAACUGCAAGAAAAACUGCAAGAAAAUCUGUAGGCUUGAAGACUGUAAGAUGUGCAGAAGAGUCUAUUGUGCUUCACAAGCCUGAGGAAGCUGAAGAAGAGAAUGUCAAAAUGAUUGCAAAAAUACUCAAUUUCAGCUGUUCAAAAUGUCAAGAUAGCACUCAGUACAGCCCAAAUGAUUUGCAGAAACACUUUCAAAUGUGGCACCAAGGUGAAUUGCCUUCCUAUCCUUGUGAAAUGUGCAGUUUUUCAGCAAAUGAUUUCCAGGUUUUUAAACAACACAGGAGAACCCAUAGGAGCACUUUAGUAAAAUGUGAAAUUUGUAACAAUGAGAAUUUGUACACAUUAUUGGAUUUGACAAAGCAUUUCACUUCUACACAUUGUGUGAAUGGUAGCUUUCAAUGUGAAAAGUGCAAAUUCUCUACACAGGAUGUGGGCACAUUUGUUCAGCACAUUCAUAGACACAAUGAAAUCCGUUAUAAAUGUGACAAAUGCCAUCAUGUGUGCUUUACCAAAGGAGAGCUUCAGAAACACCUUCAUCUUCACUCUGGCACUUUCCCCUAUGCUUGUCAGUGUUGCAGUUACGGUACCAGCAGGAGAGAAUACCUUAUAACUUUGCACCAAGAACAUUUAUAUGCAAAAGAAAAAUUGGAAAAAGACAAAUAUGAAAAAAGGGUGUCUAAGACUUCAGCUGGACUUAAGUUAAUUUUGAAAAGAUACAAAAUAGGUGCAUCCAGGAAAACAUUAUGGAAACGUAAGAAAAUUAACAAUGAAAGGGACAGAAGCAAAGAAAAAAACACUCAGGUGCUUACAAAAAUGAACGGAACACAAACUACAUCUGAAAAUCAAAGCUGUCUUGCUCAAGAGCAUUUGAAUGAAGUCAGCAAUGAAAGACUACCGUGUGAGAAUGGUAAGCCCACUGAGUUAGAGUCAGUGAAGCCAGCUCUCCUGUCCACUGGGCAGUGUCAGAGGACUGAAGAGGGGGCACAUGCUACUUUAGGUUUCUUGAAGCCUGCUGUACAAGGACCUACAUUGUUAAUGGUGAAAAACAAUAAAAUAACGGUUCCUGCUAACUUUAAUGCCAAGUUUAUGGGUUUCAAGAUGGUAGAUGGAAAGCAGCAUAUUGUAAUAAAACUGUUGCCUACCAAUAAACAGAAUUUGUGUUCACCGGGCUUACAGAUGGAUGCUGCAAAGGACAGUAAUGCUAAUUUGCAGCCUCAAAGUUUGGACACUCCUGGUUUUUCAACAGGAAUGACAACAGAGUUAAGUGACACAGUUAUGAAGCCAACUCCAAUUUCAGGAAACACAACUUCAGAAAAAGAAAUGGCUUUUGUAUCUCAAAAAAAUAACAUGCUUCCAGCAGUAGAUUUUGAAAAAAAUGUGUCUUCCUCAUCAGCAACAUCCGAAUUGGUUACAGAUUCAGUGAAUUUGACCAUGAAAGCUGAAACAAGAGAUCAUGUUCUGUGGGAAAACCCUGUCACUCAAAGUCCCUCAGAAGUGUUAGAUACUCCCAUUAAAAGUCCAGAUAAAAGCAACUGUACUGCCAAACCAAAUGCAUACAACAAUGGAGAUAUGCAUAACUACUGCAUUAAUCACGUCAAUCCUGAGUUAACUGUUGAAUCCUCCAACCAAGGAUCAUUGCCUUUUCAUAAUUACUCCAAAGUAAAUAACUCUAAACCUCGUAGGUUGUCUGGAAUGGUAAUGUUUGAAAACCCUCAAAGAGAAUCUUUCUCAAACAAUGCAGUUGUUCAACAGCCAAUUAGUGAAUCAGUUUUAUCACUUGUGAGGAAGGAGAGUUUAAAGGCAGAUAGUUUUUUACCAUCUGUUAGCCUUUUGAAUGGUAAAGAUGGGACUUCAAAAACAAAAGCCGAAAUUGAGGAUGAGUGUGUUUUAGAAAAAGUGCAAACCAGUGGUGCACAAAACCAGUACACUAAUGAAAAUGGGAAUGUAGAGAGUACGACUGAGCAUUCCCAGUGGGAAGAUACUUCUAAUGCGGAUUCACCUAUGAUGCCUAGAAUCACAUCUGUUUUCUCUCUCCAGAGCCAACAGGCAUCAGAAUUUUUACCCCCUGAAGUAAAUCAGUUACUUCAAGAUGAAUUAAAAGCAAAACCAGAUUUGAAACAAGAUCCUAAUUUCACAAACACAAGCCCAUCGCAGCAUUGCGACCCAUUAUUUCAGAAACUUGAGGGAGAUGACAAGCUAGUUGAACCUUCAACUGACUUCAAACUACAAGACGUCCUCACGGCUCCAUCUGACAAUGUGGAUGCUAAUGUGCCUACAAGUGACCUGAAUGUGAAAUGGAAUGGAAUGGAAAAGCCAAUGUUAUCGGUGUCCCAGGAUUUGAGAGAGUCAGAGAAGAUGCCUAGAAUUUCAAGUAUUGGCACGUUACUUAAGACUCAGUCAGAUGCAAUAAUAACACAGCAGCUUGUAAAAGACAAACUGCGAGCCACUACACAAAAUGCGAGUUCUUUAUAUGUGCAGAGCCCACUUCUAAACUCAGAACAAAAGAAGGCUAUAUUUGUUCAGACUUCAAAAGGCUUGUUUAUACCAUUGCAUGUUGCUAGCAAGCCUGGAUUACACAUUCUAUCAGGAAGAUCACUUCCACUGGUUAAUACACAAAAUGUACCUGCUUCUCUUCUUUUAAACAAGAAACCUGGAAUGGUUUUAACACUGAAUAGUGGGAAAUUUGAAGGAAUUUCCACCAUCAAAACUGAGAAUACUCAGGCUUGUGGAACUUUGACAAAGGAGUCUUGCAAAACACCUCUGUUAAAGGUAGAACAAAACAAUAAUUGUCUUACACCUGCACUUUGUUCCAGCAUUGGCAGUUGCUUGAGUAGGAAAAGUAGCUCAGAAAAUACUCUGAAAGGCCCUUAUGUUAUUAAAACACCAGCAAAUUCUUCAGUGAAAGCUGUUCCUGUUCCUAAUGGAGUAACUAAGCAUCAAGGAACAAAAUUGACCAUCUUGGAUCCUGUAAAGCAGAGUGAAAUUUUUCCAAAACAACCUGUUUAUACACUCUUGCCUGAUGGCAAACAAGCUGUUUUUUUAAAGUGUGUGAUGCCAAAUAAAACUGAGCUACUGAAGCCUAAGUUAAUCCAAAAUAGUACUUACUAUCAAAAUAUACAGCCAAAGAAACCCGAAGGAACAUCACAAAAGAUACUGCUGAAGAUUUUUAACCCUGUUUUAAAUGUGACUGCUGCUAGUAAUCUGAAAGCGAGUAACUCUGCAGCCUCAUUGCAAAAAGGCAGUGUAUCAUCUGCUCAGACUGUAGGAGGGGAGCAGAAAGAGCCAGAGUCUUCUAGAGAUGCCUUACCCCUCUUAGAAGAUGAUUUGAUGCCAGCAAAUGAGAUUGUGGUAACUUCUGAGGACCCAGUACGUGUCAGUAAUUCUUCAGAGGCCAGAGCAUUAAGAUACAAAACAAAUUAUGCAAGUAGGAGAAGCUUCAGUCGGAAGAAGACUUCCAAAACGAAUUUCUCAGAAAUAAAAACUGUGAAUAGUAAAGAUUCUGAAACUGCCUUUGUAUCCAGAAACAGAAACUGUAAACGAAAAUGUAGGGAUAGUUGCCUGGAACCUGCAAGAAAAAAGUCAACACUCCAUCGAAAAUGUAAAGAAAAGACUAAAGGUGAAGGUGUGCGUGAGUCACUGGGACUUACCAGACCUAGACUUCCAAAAGAUUCUGUGAGAAUUUUGCGACUUUCCCCUUUUAGUUCCAAACAGCUUGUGAAAUGUCCUAGGAGAAACCAGCCGGUUGUAGUUUUGAAUCAUCCUGAUGCAGAUGCACCAGAAGUAGCCAAUGUAAUGAAAACUGUUGCUAAAUUUAAUGGACAUGUAGUUAAGGUGUCAUUGUCAAAAAGAACUAUUGAUGCUUUACUUAAACCAGUUUGUUGUAGUCCUUCUAGAAUAACUGAUGAUGACUCUUUCAGGAGGCACAAAACAUGUAAACCUGUUAGUUUGGUAAAAGAAAGAUUUGUGCUAAAAUUAACACUCAAAAAGACAAGCAAAAACAAUUACCAGAUUGUAAAAACUACCUCUGAGAAUGUUCUGAAGGCUAGAUUUAGCUGUUGGUUUUGUGGUAGAGUGUUUGACAAUCAGGAUGCUUGGGCUGGUCAUGGGCAGAGACAUUUAAUGGAAGCUACUCGGGACUGGAACUUGUUAGAAGAAAAGUAACAGUACCUUACAAGAUAAUAGUAGGUUGAAUUACUACAAAGCAGGCAUUUUCUACUUUAAUGUAAUACCCGGAUUUAAGGGUUUUGGAAGUUGGUUAUGUUUCUGUGGAAGUCGAAAGUUUAUGUCUGAUACUUGAAAAUGUUGUCACUGCGCACAUACAUUUUGAAAGACACUGAUCCUAGCACAGAUGUACUUUGAUCCAGUUUCUUGAAGAGGUGUUCUUGCAAGUUAGGGCUAAAGGAAAGUUUGAUGAAGGUUUUCUCAGUUUAGGUGUUCAGUGACUUUCAGUAGAGGGUUAUGGCUGACAGCCCCAUCCUCUCUGUUCUUCCACCAGCCUUACAAAUCUGAUGAAUAAUGCUCCUCUAAAGAUGCAGAGCUCUUUCAGGAUGGAACUGAAAGAGUAUCUCAUCAUUUGUGAAAAUGGAAAGCUUAGGUAAAGAACUCUCACUAUGUUAUGUUUGCUAACUUCACUUCUGUUGAAGGAUCUUAGAUUCCUUUGAAAGUACAUUUAAUUCACUAUGGUUGUAUCUUGCUUGAGAAGUACCUUACAAAUCAUACUUUUUUCUUGUUAAGAUGUAAUCCAUGUCAGAGAUUGAAGCACUCUCCCAAGGUGAUUUUCUAAAUGGCUGUGUCAAGCUUUGCAGUAAUUUUUAGCCCAGAAAAAUUAAGCUCUUGUCUACUUUGAGGUCCAGUUCAAUUCGUCAACAUUUUUCUGAAUGUUACAUUUUCCAGUGAUCCCCUUACACAGAACUAUGCAUAUUUGAUUUCAGUUUUUCCCGUAAACCCAAUGUUAUUUAAGUUGAUCCCUGUAGAAUCAAUGUGUAUUUCUUUUUUGCCUACCUUUUAAAAAGUACAACAUUGAAGCACUUCGAAGGAGAUGACUUUUCUUGAAAAUGAAAGUUUUUUUUCUACAGAAAUAAUAGUUGGAAGCAAGAUGAGCAAAGUAGAUAAUAUUUUGAUCUGUGUUAUUUUCUAAACAUGUCCAAAUCAGGAUUAAAAUGUUUUAAUUAGCAACGUCAAGUCUUAACUGCCACCCCAAUGCAGGUAACAUUGAUAGUUGGCAUUUGAAAACGGGGAAGGAAGCAUUAACAGUUGAUUUAGUGGUAGUACAUGAAACUUGGAGACAGUUUCUAAGGGACAUGCCCAACAGAGUUUGAAAAUGAACGUUUUCAUGACGAUAGAAUCACAGAUUUAAGCUUUUUACUCUGUAAAAUUAGACCCAAUUUUGUUGGAUCAUUGGUUAAUGGAAUUCUCUUAUGACAUAUGAUUUGGUUACAUUGUUACUUAGUGUGUUAGUGACAUUUUCAUUGAUUGUAUGAACACUUCAGGGCUUUUUUGUAUAUAACAAGUUAAAUCUGUACAUAUUUUUGUAUCUGAGUUAUGUAAAUUUUGCACAGGGUUUUUGACAGAGUUUAUUUCAGUUUAGUUCUGUGCAUGCAUUAAUAAAACUGGCUGUUUAAUUUAAAAGGAAUGUAUGAGACUUUACCCAUGUUAUUUUCUUGGUUAUAUAUCAGAUGUAGAAGUUUUUU